AUGCUUGGGUCCCGAUAUUCGGUCUGCCCAACAGCUUGGACAGGACUUCACAUCCCCCACCGCCCUCACAGGCAGCGACUCCUCGUGGAUCUUCGACCUCGGCACCUCGUACCCCGGCGGGCCCCGCGGUGGGGCACCUCCGAGGUGCAGACCUACACCGAAUCGCCCUCCAACGCGGCCGUGCAAAACGGCGUCCUGACCAUCACCCCACGACUCGCCGGUAGCAGCAGCAACUGGACCUCAUCCCGCCUGCGCACCCACCCCCGGCACGACUUCUCCUGCGCCGCCAACACCCGCCUCCGCAUCGAGGCCCGGAUCCGUCUCGGCACCGCCCCGAGCACCCAGCAGUCCGGCAUCUGGCCCGCCUUUUGGGCUCUCGGCUCCGCCUACCGCGGCGUCUACACCAACUGGCCCGCCGUCGGCGAGGUCGACAUCCUCGAGUCCCCCAACGGCCUGCCCCGCGUCUGGCACACCCUUCACUGCGGGACGAACCCCGUGGACCCUGCGACGAGACCAACGGCAUCGGCGCCUCGGCGGCCUUUCCCCGCGACGGCGCCUUUCACCUCAUCGCCGCCGAGCACGGGGUCGGUCUCCUCCUCCCCGCGUCCCUGGCAGAAUGAGACCAUUACCUGGUUCGUCGACGGUGUUCAGACCUUUCGCGUCACUGGCGCCACGAUUGGUGACGCCCGCGCCUGGGCUGCCCUCGCCCACGACCCCAAGUUCUUGCUCCUCAACGUCGCUGUUGGCGGUUCUUUUCCCGAUGCUGUGGCCGGGGCGAGGACGCCCAAUGCUACGACUCAGGGCGGGCCGGGGGCUGCUAUGGAGGUGGAUUAUAUAGCGAUUUAUAGCUCGUGA
Molecule: messenger RNA, 855 nt
Organism: Parascedosporium putredinis
Lineage: Eukaryota; Fungi; Ascomycota; Sordariomycetes; Microascales; Microascaceae
Source: the annotation of a GenBank genome assembly